GCUAUGGUAUUGGAGGAGGUACCUUCAGACAGUUUUCUCCGCUGUUUGUCUCUGGUGGAGGAUCUGGUUUCAGACACCUGUCGACUGUGGGUCCGAACGGUGCGCUGCGAGGCUCUCCGGCGUUUGCUGCUAUUUACGUGAGGCCGUUUUUAUUCUGAAGGAGGGAAUGGAUCCGAGCAAAGAAAAAUCAGCAGUUAGAUGAUAGUGGCUUGAGGGGAUGCCUGGGUCAUGGGCACACAGCACGAGGAGAACAAGCAGACGAGCGGAGAUGACGAUGCAUCUCAACAGGACGCAGCCAGUAUCGCAGACGUGUCGGUGGAGCUGGCCACCGUGGACCACACUCUGCAGAAGCUGCGCAGGAAGUACAGGAAGACCAGGCGGAAGCCAAAGGGGAUCCAGAAGCUGUGGGUCCGUCUGCUGAACGUCCCACACCUGGCUGUCAUCAUCACGGCCGUGGUGUUUGUGGUGGUGGUGAUCAUGUGGUCGCUGCUGUGGGUCUUCAUAUUUCGCAGGGAAAGUAACAGCGGAGUGUAUUUUGCCGGGAUGCUCCGCGUUGCCAACGUGGAGUUCAUCCCAGAGUACCGCCAGGCAGAGUCCCAUGAGUUUGUGUCCAUGGCAAACAAAGUACAACACGUGGUGAGCAACGUGUACAAGAUGUCCUCGGUUUCCAGACUCUACAAGCAGGCCGUGAUUUCAGACCUCAGCAACAACAAAGAGGGCGGUGUGUUGGUGCAUUUCUGGAUGGUGUUCGUAGUCCCUCAUCUAAAGAGCUCAGCAAUGUGUGAGGAGUGCAUAGGGGCUAUUCUAAGGGACUCGAUCCACACCAGCCUGCAGAACAGGUCUUCCGUCGGCUACCUGUCGGGCCUCCCGGUCGAUAUAGACUCCGUCCUCAUCAAUGGGGCUCAGCGCUCAGAUUAUACAUCAAAUACAGCAGGCACACAGUGCGUGGAUAAGAUGUACGCCAACCUUCCCGGAGCGAGGGUCCCCUUAAACGUCUUCUCCUCGUGGGGUGGUGUGAACUGCCACGUGAAGCUCACCUCCGUCCCCGGCUCCCUCAUCCGCCUGACCGUCGGCUCGUUCCUCAUCGAGCCCAGUGGGUGCGUGAACGACGCCCUCACCGUGUACGACGCUCUGCUGCCCAUGAGGGGGCGCAUUCUGCACAGGCUGUGUGAGCCGGUGUCCGCCUCCGUCUCCAUCGUCUCUACCUCCAAUGUCAUGUUGCUGUCCUUCAGAAUGACUAAUGGCAACAAGAGCUUCAGAGGACACUUUGAUGCCAUCGCUGAGGAAAUAUGUAUGUCUCAAAUUGAGACCCAUUUAGAGCCUGAAGUCACAGGUCAAAUCUACAGCCCCUUCUACCCCAGCCUCCUGCCACCACAGUGCUCCUGUACCUGGAUGUUUGAGACCCCUAACACGGCUUUGGGCGUCGCGCUUCAGUUCCACAACUACGUUCUGAAACCGAAGGACAUAAGGGGCUGUGAACACGGCUGGUGGAGGGUCAAUGAAGACAUUUUCUGUGGCAGCUACGUGGGACACCGCACGGUGUUUCGGAUCGCUGACCACAGCCCGGAGGUGGAGUUUCGCUGCAGCUCACGUAACUCAGUUCAGCCUUUUCAGGCGACUUACAGCAGCUACAAUAUCAGCCAACCCUGUCCAGAGAGCCACUUCUUGUGCAAUACAGGUCUGUGUGUGGAGAAGAGCCGACGUUGCGACGGCCUGGACGACUGCCAGGAUGAGAGCGACGAGGUUCUGUGCUCGAGGCCCACAAUGAACUGUGGCGGCAGCAGCCCCCUGCACCCUUUGUUCGUGUGCAACGGAGAGGCGGACUGUCGCGACGGAAUCGACGAAAUCAACUGCACGCAGGAAACAACCUGCUCUGCAAUCAGGUAUCGGUGCGGAAGUGGCUCCUGCAUCCUGAAGAAGAAUGCAAAGUGUGACGGUGUCCAUGACUGCGCUGACCUUAGUGAUGAGGAAGACUGUGCCUGUGGUCGUCCGUCCCUGCCGAAGGUGAGUUCAGCCCCUGGAGCUGAGCGGAUUGUGGGCGGGGCUAACUCUGCGGAGGGGGAGUGGCCGUGGCAAGUCAGCCUUCACUUUGCUGGGAGCCUGUACUGCGGCGCCUCGGUCCUCUCCUCUGAUUGGCUCAUCUCAGCUGCCCACUGCUUCAGCAAAGAAAGGCUGUCUGACCCACGCUUCUGGAGCGCCCACCUCGGCAUGCUGACGCAGGGCAGUGCCAAACACGUAGCGGAGAUCCAGCGGAUCGUGGUGCACGAGUACUACAACGCUGCCACGUUCGACUAUGACAUCGCCCUGCUGCAGCUGAAGAAGUCCUGGCCUCCGUCUCUCAGCCCACUGGUCCAGCCCGUGUGCCUGCCGCCCUCCUCACACGCCGUCACCGACAGCCACCGCUGCUGGGUCACCGGCUGGGGAUACCGAUCUGAGGACGACAAGGUUCUACCCUCGGUGCUGCAGAAAGCUGAGGUGUCCUUAAUGAGCCAGACCGACUGUAAGAAGAGUUACGGCCCCAUCUCGCCGCGCAUGCUGUGUGCCGGCGUCCCCUCAGGAGAGCAGGACGCCUGCAGGGGGGAUUCGGGUGGUCCUCUAUCCUGUCGGGCACCAGGUGGUGGACGCUGGUUCCUGAUCGGGAUCGUCAGCUGGGGGUCCGGUUGCGGCAGACCAAACCUGCCUGGGGUCUACACCAGGGUCAACAAGUUCACCUCUUGGAUCUACAGCCAUAUCAGCUGACAU
This is a messenger RNA of Mugil cephalus (flathead mullet), 2742 nucleotides long. It is a transcript of the gene tmprss7, whose product is annotated as transmembrane serine protease 7. The coding region runs from base 229 to 2739 and encodes 836 amino acids. The transcript has 18 exons. Lineage: Eukaryota; Metazoa; Chordata; Actinopteri; Mugiliformes; Mugilidae. Gene Ontology annotation, molecular function: serine-type endopeptidase activity; protein binding. The record is from RefSeq and is a predicted model, not a curated record. Gene Ontology annotation, biological process: proteolysis.